This is a messenger RNA of Osmia lignaria (orchard mason bee), 4000 nucleotides long. RefSeq names its product TBP-associated factor 3 (gene Taf3). Gene Ontology annotation, molecular function: transcription factor binding; protein heterodimerization activity; p53 binding. The record is from RefSeq and is a predicted model, not a curated record. Gene Ontology annotation, cellular component: transcription factor TFIID complex. Gene Ontology annotation, biological process: positive regulation of transcription by RNA polymerase II. Lineage: Eukaryota; Metazoa; Arthropoda; Insecta; Hymenoptera; Megachilidae.
UUCUCACAAUUUUUCUGUGGAUCGAAAAGUAGUGUUUCUGUGAAAAUUAAAUUUUCGUAAUGAAAUGUUUUGUAGAGUAAAUUUGUGUUCAUAUAAAAUAGUACUUGUGCAAUUAAACAUUAUAUAAAUCUAUACAAUAAAAUGAUAAUAAUUAAACGACUGUAAAAUUUUAAUCUGACAACUUCUUACACAUUAACAUUAUAAAUGGGCUCAAGUAGAACUAAAAUGACGCUACUUUUUUUACUUUCAUGACUGAAGAAACCUUCCGCCAUCAUGGUGUACGGUAUAUUAUAAUAUGCAUCGGUGGUUAUGGAGGAGUAAAAAUACGUUCGAAGGAAGAUGUGAAGGCGGUGAAGACGUAUUACGUUUUGUGCCUAUUGUGUUAUUUACAUUUCAUUACGUUUCACAAGUAAAAUAUGUAUUAUUAUCAAAGUGAAUUGCACAAGUUAACACCGAAGUGCUAAAUGAAGUUAAAUAGUGUAAUAAAAAUGUAUGUAUUCUAGUAUAAUAAGCUAAAAAAUUGAUAAAAUCUUGUACAGUUUCUUUUACAUUGUUAAAAAUGUCAACAGAAUAUAGCAGAGGUGUUUUAAGAAUGGUUGUUGCCCAAAUUUGCCAGACAAUUGGAUGGCAUUCUAUUAAUUCUACGCCAUUAGAAUUUAUGGUUGAUCUUAUGCAAGAAUAUAUUUUACGAAUUUCUAAACUUACUCAUCAGUAUGCAGAAAUUUUGGGAAGAACGGAAGCUAAUAUAAAUGAUUUAGGUUUAGCAUUUCGCCACAUGAACAUUGAUGUGCAAGAAUUGGCAGAGUACAUUAAAAAUGUAGAGUCUGUUCAAUGUUCUAUAGCAGUACCUAAAUUUCCAGUCCGACGAGAAAAUCAUUUGAACUUUCUAAAACCUGGAAGUAGAGAGGUUGUAACAAGGCCAGUACAUAUACAUGAACAUUUACCAGCUAUGUAUCCUGGUACUGAAGAAGAGUAUGUGGCAGAAAAAUCAGAAAAUUUAGUAAAUGGUACCGCUGAUGUAGCAUCGAUCAAUACAACACCAACCAAUAAUUCUACAAAUGCAUCUCCACACAGAAUGUCACCACAAGUAGUUUUUAAGCGACCAGGCGAUCCUGUUUCAUAUGAAAGUCCUAUAGUGAAGCGUGUAAAAGUAUUAGAAGAAGGCAGACCGUUGCGUGAAAUUCAUAGUGUAAUGAUGACUACUUCUGGUUUUUUAUCACCUGCCCGAGAAGGAAAAUUGCCUGAAGCAAGAACACCUCAUCAAACUCGCUCAGAUUCACCACAGCCUAGUUCUUAUCCCAUGGUACCACCCGAAUUAAAAUAUGAUAAGAAACCUAAAAAGAUUAUAAAGAAAGGAUUAGAAGACGGUAAAAUCGAUAAAGAGAAUAAAAAGAAAAAUCGUGCUAAAGAAUUAUUUAAACCAGACAAGAUAGAUAACAAUAAAAUUAAAAAAUUAGCUGGUAUGAAAGAAUUAGCUAAAUUAAAACCUUUGAAGCCUGGAGGUGGAAAAGCACAAUGCGCCAUGCCAAGUUCAUCGAGUAGACCAUCAACUCCAAAACUAAUGUCACCUAAAGCUAGUGGUAGUCCAAAAUUGCAAAAAGUUGCACAACCAAAGGCAAAAACAGAGAAAGUAAUUGAUCUUGUCGAUGGAUCUACAGCGGUUGAAAGAAAGGAGGAUAACAUUGAUAAAUUACCAUCAGAGCCGGAUAAACAAAAAUUAAAUAUUUUUAAGAAGAUUUCAAAACCACGGGAGGAUAAGGACAAAGACAUAUCAGAGCAACAUAAAUACAAGGAACUCGAUUCAAGGGAAAGUUCGCCAGGUUUAAUAAUAGAUGAAAAUAUUGAUAAGCAAACAAUUAGUAAUGAUAAUGAUGCGAAGAGAGAAGAAAAGAAGACACCUCAUACACCGGAUGUCCACCUUCAACCUGACGGAGGAGAAUUAACUGAUGUACCAAGUCCAGGAUCUGAUGUGUACAUGUUUGAUGAUAUGUCUCCGCCAGGAACUCCGAGUACGCCAAGAACCCCUGAACUAAAUAUGCCCACUACUCCUACAGAUCAUAAGAAAAAGAAAAAAGAAAAGAUCAGUAAAAAGAAGGAGUUAAAAUCAAGAAGUCCGAAACGUUGCGUUAGUCCGAAAAAGACAAAGCUUACCAACGACGUUCCAGAACUGGAUGUAUUAGAUCGGCCAAAAACUCCACAGGCACCUGAACCUCAACUGUCGAAAGAUCCAAGUUUCCCGCUUCCGUUUCCAUUUUUUCCGGCGUUUCCUCCGGCACCUGGUUUAAUACCACAUCCUAUGUUCCCCAGGUUUCCGUUACCUUUAGGAAGAGGUACUACUGGUCCCCAUCCAGCAAUGCCAAAUUUACCUUUACCGCCUCGUUUUCUAAAUUUACCACAAAAAUCAGAAGAUUUGUCAACCUUACCGAAACAUAAAUCUGUUGAACGUGAGAAACCUUCUUCAGCACCUUCGUCUACCGAAGCUAUGCCUUCAGUAACAAAAUAUGAAAAAAUAGAGAAAGAAAAAGGAGAUAAACUAAAGGUGGUUAAGCAGGACAAAGAGAUUGUCACACCAGUUCCUACAAAUACUGUUGCACCACCAUUAUCAUCCGCACUUGCAGCACCAAUUACGUAUUCUACACCAGUACCUAUCGUGCCGUUAUUACUUUCAAAAAGUCCCCAAAUUGAAAAACCGGAUAAAAAUGAUAAGAAAUUAAAGGAACAUAAAAAGGAAAAGAAAGAGAAAUUAAAGAAGAAAAAAGAGAAGAAGGAGAAACAUAAGGAGAAAAGUGAAAAAAUAAAAGAAAAGAAAGAUAAGAUAGAUAAAAAAGAAAAAUUAGAUAAAAUUAAAGAAAAGAAGGAAAAGAAAGAUAAGCGAAAAGAAAAAGAGAAGGAAGAUAAGAAUUCAGAAGCUGUGCCAAAAAUAACACUAAAAUUAGGGACAGCUUCUCCAAGACCACCAACGCCUGAUAGUACUCCGAUGAAAAAGAUGGAACUGUGUUAUAGAACGAUAAAAACAUUGCUGAAGAAGCCUGAGGAGGAAACAAAACGAGAACCAAGUCCAGAGUUAGCAAAAAUAUCAGCACUAGUAACGCGACCACCAAAACAAAAGUUGGCAAGUAAGAAAACAGAGGAGGGAACAUUAGAUGGAAGUCCUGUUCUUCCUACAGAUACUUUCUCUGCUAGUCUUACUAGUGUGCCACUUGCAACAGUUCCUCGAGCAAAGAAAUCUCUCUUCAAAGCCUUACCUCCAAGAGAGAUUCCUCACUUUGAUCCUGCUCCCAAAUUCCUACCUCCUAUGACGCCACAACAACCACCAUAUUAUUAUAGACGAAAGCAGAUGCAGCUCUUAAAAAGGAUGAUGCUAAGGAAGACAAAGAAAAUGGCAGGAUCGUGUUGCCCCCAACACCGACCACUACUGUGGAUCAAGGUGGUACUCAAGUUUGGAUAUGUCCUGCUUGUGGCAACCAGGAUGAUGGAUCUCCUAUGGUUGGUUGUGAUGAUUGCGAUGCCUGGUAUCAUUGGGUAUGCGUUGGUAUGCAAGUGCCACCAGCUGAAAAUGAAGAUUGGUAUUGCCGCUUUUGCAUAGCGAAAAAACAAGAGCUUCAUCACGAUAAGAAGAAGAAAAAGAGGAAGAAAAAGGUGAAAGUUACUGCCUAGUACAAGCUACCCGGGUCUUGUGUAAGAUCCGGCAUAGCGAUUCAAACUGCAACCAAAGUUAAAAAAGACAGCAAGCUCAGUGUAAAGAGUAUAAAAAACAAAAAAUUACCGAAAACUGAAAUGAAAUUACAAAUGAAAUCAUUAAAAGAUAAAUCUGUAUCUACUAAGGGAAAGGCUGGAAAGACUAUCGUGAAAGUUAAGGCUGUAAAGAAGAAAAGUAAAAAGAUAAAAGAUAGUGCAAUUCAGUUGAUUUAAAAAAAGAAAAUGUUACCUUUUGUGAUCGUUAAAACAGAUUCAGAUAAUUUUAACACGUUGAUAGCUAAUAAAAAGAAAUUUAUACAAA